CGGAGUCCGGGCGCAUCGAGGGCACCUUCGCUCGCCGUCGUGCGACUGUGUGCUGUGCCAGGUCCCUUCUCGCACAAUUUCCUGGCCUUACAGUGCUCCAAGCAACAGGGAUUGUUGUCGGAUCGACGAGUUAGUCCGUCAGUGUUCACAUUGGACUCGCUCUUUUGAGGUCUGGCUGCUUGAAAGGAUUCGUGGAAUUCUCUCUACUGCGUAUGAUCGAGGGUGCUGGAAACUAAAAUUCGUGUGACGGAGAGUCCAGUUUCGAGGUCUGCAGGAUUGAACGCCCGACUGAAGGAUUGACGAAUAUCUUGUUCGGUGAUCGAAGGUUGUUCUUUGUGCGCCGCGAGGGUAGUGUGAACUGACAGCCGAGCUUUCCUUGUUUUAUUUUGAGCGUGUAUGCUGCCUCUGGCGAGACAGAUUGCUCAGAGCCCUAAAACUCUGUACCGCAGAAUAUCUGCUGCUCUUGCCGCAGGCGUUUCCUCCCCCAGGGGUUACUCGACGGAGGCAGCGAUGGGGGAGUUGGAGAAACUAAGCACUGCCAUGUGCAUUAUCGGUUCUGGCCCUGCUGCGCACACCGCUGCCAUCUAUGCUGCGAGAGCUGAGGUUCACCCUAUUCUUUUCGAGGGAUGGAUGGCGAACGGAAUCGCGGCUGGAGGGCAAUUGACAACCACGACAGACGUCGAGAACUUUCCUGGAUUCCCGGAAGGAAUUUUGGGUGGAGAGUUGUGCGAUAAGUUCCGAGCGCAGAGUCUUCGGUUUGGAACGAGGAUUUUCUCCGAGACGGUGGUUCGGGUGGAUUUGUCUAUCAGGCCUUUCAAGUUGUUCACAGAUACGAAGGAGGUUGAGGCAGACACCGUGAUUAUUGCAACAGGGGCCGUGGCCAAAAGGCUAGUUUUCAAAGGCGCCGGAGAGGAAGAUGGAGGAUUUUGGAAUAAGGGAAUCUCUGCCUGCGCUGUGUGUGAUGGUGCUGCGCCGAUUUUUAGGAACAAGCCUCUGGCAGUAAUUGGCGGAGGGGAUACAGCCAUGGAAGAGGCUAAUUUUUUGACCAAGUAUGGGUCCAAGGUCUACGUGAUUCAUCGUCGUGAUGAGUUCCGGGCCAGUAAAAUUAUGCAAGCUAGGACUUUUGCUAACCCUAAAAUUCAAGUUAUAUGGGAUAGUGUAGUAAUCGAAGCAGUAGGAAACGAGAGAAACCUUCUUGGGGGUUUGAAAGUUCAAAAUGUCAAGACUGGAGUCGUGACUGAGCUUCCAGUUUCAGGUCUUUUCUUCGCCAUUGGUCACGAGCCGGCAUCAAAGUUUUUGGAUGGGCAAAUUGAAACCGACCCCGAUGGUUACAUCAUUACGAGGCCCGGAACAACACACACAAACGUGGAUGGAGUUUUUGCCGCAGGGGAUGUACAAGAUAAGAAAUUCCGUCAAGCGAUCACCGCCGCAGGCACUGGAUGCAUGGCUGCCUUAGAAGCCGAACAUUAUUUGCAAGAGCACAACAUUCAAACUGGCAAGUCGGAACCGGAGUGAUGAAGAAAAGAACCGGUCUAGUUACCAUAUCAGUGUUGCAGCAGGAGUUUCAGGAGCAUGCCGUACAAGCAACUGAGACAUGCGUGUCGGUUUCUUCAUGAAAGAAGACGACGACAGUCAACUCGCCAAUAAAGUCUCAAUAGAUCUUCUUAGUUCCAUUGUGUGAUUUUUGUGCAAAGAGCGUGAAAUUAGCGUAGACGUCUCCAUCAUGCUCACGAUUAAAUUAGGUAGAGUCUACAGUUACAUACAUUGGAUCCAUCAAGUCACAUAUUGUGGGUUGCAGGCUGCAAAUUGUGACCAUAUCAACCAUUUAUCGCUGUGAUUGGGGCACUCGUCUUACAGUUUUUUUAGCAUCACACGCCAAUGUAUCAAAGGGUCUUUCCAGCAUCGAAAAGUUUUGUUCGUGGAUUCCUAAGAAAAAAAAACUACGACUACGACCUUUAUUUUUAUCCUUGCAAUGUACCUGUUGCUGCUUUGAUGAUGGCUUAGCAUACAAUAUUGAAUAACAAACAUGUACAUUGUUCGCUAUAUCGGUGGGCCGCAAUCUUGCACUUCAAUUGAUCAAUGCAGGUGCUCGUCCUCAUGUCCUGAAUUUAUGAAACGUCU
This is a messenger RNA of Marchantia polymorpha subsp. ruderalis, 2121 nucleotides long. Lineage: Eukaryota; Viridiplantae; Streptophyta; Marchantiopsida; Marchantiales; Marchantiaceae. The record is from the annotation of a GenBank genome assembly.